Apis florea (little honeybee) is the source of this 1954-nucleotide messenger RNA. Its product is annotated as RYamide receptor. Gene Ontology annotation, cellular component: plasma membrane. Gene Ontology annotation, molecular function: neuropeptide Y receptor activity. Gene Ontology annotation, biological process: G protein-coupled receptor signaling pathway. Lineage: Eukaryota; Metazoa; Arthropoda; Insecta; Hymenoptera; Apidae. The record is from RefSeq and is a predicted model, not a curated record.
UCGCGUGUAUCCUCUUCUAUUCGUUCGUGUUUCGUAUAAUUUCGUAUAAUUCUCGAUUAAGUUUCGAGAGAGCAAUCAAUGGCAUGCAUCUGGCAUCGAGCAGGAUCAUCUCGUGAAACGAGCUAUUAUUAAUCGAUCAACGGGUUGUUGCGUAAGGAUAACGAGUGAUUAACUGUGAAAGUGGUGUGUCCCAUGGGAACAGUGGUGAAAGAGCAAUUGUUCUCAACCGGAUCGAAGUCAUCCUCGCGGAGAAUACGCGGGAACAAUGUCGGAUUGAUAUCAUUCGAAUGAUACAGGUUGCAAUCAUCGACGUGGAAAUAUUGGCUUGUGAAAGAAUAUUAUUCUCGAGUCGACGAUUCUUAAACGGAUAUUUCACGGUUGGAUGGAAUCCUCCAUCAUGAAUACUUUACAAUACGACGAAAAUGAAGAGUUCAAAAAUACUUGGCCAUCAACGUUCAAUAAUACGUUCUCGCCCUAUGAGAACGAGUCAACCAACGAUACUUUUGAUGGGGAAGUUCCGACAGCUGUACUCGUGCUCCUCAGCAUAUUUUACGGAACCAUAUCUUUUUUGGCAGUAGUAGGAAAUUCUCUUGUUAUAUGGAUAAUAUCUACAUCCAGGCGUAUGCAGAAUGUAACUAAUUUUUUUAUUGCAAAUCUAGCGUUGGCAGAUAUCGUUAUUGGUUUAUUUGCGAUUCCUUUUCAGUUUCAAGCGGCCCUGUUGCAAAAAUGGAUCCUGCCUCAUUUCAUGUGCGCGUUUUGUCCCUUCGUGCAAGUGCUUUCUGUCAAUGUCUCGGUUUUCACAUUGACAGCUAUAGCGAUCGAUCGACAUCGAGCGAUUUUAAGACCUCUCAGUGCGAGACCAAGCAAAUUGACCGCCAAAAUUAUAAUUGCUGGAAUAUGGCUUCUUGCCGGAAGUUUGGCCACGCCGAUGGCUAUUGCACGUAGAGUUAUUAUGGAACCAGAAAAUCCUAUAUCUGGUUCUGAUAAUUACAAACCGUUUUGUAAACAUGUGAAUCUGUCAGAUAAAUCGAUGCUUAUUUACUCUGGAUUAUUGGUGUUUUUACAAUAUCUAACGCCUCUUUCGAUUAUUUCAUGUGUGUAUGCGCGAAUGGCGUUAAAAUUAUGGGGAAACAAAGCCCCCGGGAAUGCCGAAGAUUCUCGUGAUGCGAAUUUAAUGAGAAAUAAAAUGAAGGUAAUUAAAAUGUUAAUUAUAGUCGUAGCUCUUUUUGCAAUUUGCUGGUUACCGCUUCAAAUGUAUAACGUAUUCCAAUAUUUUUAUUCAGAAAUUAACGAAUACAAAUAUAUCCAUUAUAUAUUCUUUUUUUUCGACUGGUUGGCCAUGUCAAAUAGUUGUUACAAUCCAUUUAUUUACGGAAUAUAUAACGAAAAAUUUAGAAGGGAAUUUCAACAAAGAUGUCCUUUUAAAUUGCGAAGAUGGACAAAUAAACCACCAAUCAAUAUCACAGAUAUGGAAAAAACACAAAGUACUCGAACCUCUAUAAGAUACGAAUGGAAACGUACAAUUUCCGGUACUUGUCCAAAUAUUUCGUCUUUUCAUAAAAGUACGUCAAGAGAAUCGACACAAUCGUUUAUCGAUAACCAGAAAAGUGGACGAAUUAGAAAAGGAAUUGGUUAUUAUAUUCAUCGUGGUAAUCAUUGUUCAAAAAGAAACGAAGAAUUGUACGUUUUUUCAUCUGGAAGACAUAAACACACUCAAGAUCUUAAUACAAAAGAAUUAUGCCUAUAAUAUAUAGAACUAAUUAAAUAAUUGAUUAUAAAUAGUAUUAGAGAUAAAAAAAAACUAUUCUGUUAAAGUGAAAAAUAUUACGCAAAUAAUUUGCAUAUAUUAUAUGCAAUAAGAUAGUAAUAGAUUAGUAGUUUUCCUAUAAAUUGGUAUGGGAUAAUUUUUCCACAAAUUUUACAGCAAUUUUUGGAUAUUUAAACAUCUAAUUAA